Messenger RNA from Phalaenopsis equestris, 2268 nucleotides. Its product is annotated as potassium transporter 26-like. Gene Ontology annotation, molecular function: potassium ion transmembrane transporter activity. The transcript is spliced from 8 exons. Lineage: Eukaryota; Viridiplantae; Streptophyta; Magnoliopsida; Asparagales; Orchidaceae. Gene Ontology annotation, cellular component: membrane. The record is from RefSeq and is a predicted model, not a curated record. The coding region runs from base 1 to 2268 and encodes 755 amino acids. Gene Ontology annotation, biological process: potassium ion transmembrane transport.
AUGGAUCUGCUAUAUAUUUUCAGUCUGAUUAUUCCACAGGGGGAUGGAUCUGCUAUAUAUUUUCAGUCUGAUUACUUGUUUCAACAUUCUUCCAUCUUCCUCUUGUUUUCAGUUCAGAAGAAAUUGAUGGACUCCAUAGAAGAUGGCCAUGGAGGCCACCAUGAAUUAGUUGAGGAGACCAAUCAGAGUCCGCCACCGAGAACGUUUAGCUUCAUGGAUGAUUACAAGGUUCCUCAGCGUAAAACAAAGGUAUUCACAGUAUUGCAAACACUGAUGUUGGGAUAUCAAUCUCUUGGUGUUGUUUAUGGAGACAUUGGAACUUCGCCUCUCUACGUCUUCUCCUCGAUCAGGAUAUCGGAGCCUGGAGAAAAAGACAUUCUUGGGAUCUUGAGCUUGAUCUUUUGGACCUUGACCAUGAUGGGAUUAAUAAAAUACGUUUUCAUUGUCCUUCAUGCCGAUGAUCAUGGAGAAGGUGGAACCUUUGCUCUCUACUCCUUGCUUCGCCAACAUGUAAACUUUAAAGGCAAGAUGAUAAUUCCAAGCACAAGACUAGGUUCUGAUUUCAACCUAAAAUACCACAGCAAAGGAAGCAAGUUACAGUCUAAGGCAAAGCAAUUCCUUGAGGAGAAUUCGAAAGCCCAGGCAGUGAUUACCUUCAUUGUCUUGCUAGGGACUUGCAUGGUUAUUGGUGAUGGGGCCCUAACUCCAGCCAUUUCAGUUCUUUCUGCCGUUCAGGGAAUCCAAUCAAGAUCAUCUAAGAUCAAACAAGAACAUGUUGUCUUCCUAUCAGUAGCAAUCCUUGUGAUCUUGUUCCUCUUCCAGAGAUUUGGCACAAACAGAGUUAGUUUCUCCUUCUCACCAAUUAUGGUCCUUUGGUUCUCAUUUACUGCUGCCAUUGGCCUCUACAACAUCAUCAAAUUUUACCCAUCAAUCAUAAAAGCUUUGUCACCUCACUACAUUUUCUACUUCUUUCAAAGAAACCACAGCAAGGGAUGGGAACUCUUAGGUGCAAUUGCUCUUUGCAUCACUGGAGCUGAAGCUAUGUUUGCUGAUCUCGGUCACUUUAAUAAGAGAGGAAUUCAGCUUUCUUACACAUUGGUAGUGUAUCCUGCACUGGUCCUCGCAUACUCUGGCGAAGCUGCAUUCCUUAUCAAGAACCCUGACAAAAUCAGCACAGCAUUUUAUAGCUCUGUCCCUGAACCCAUAUUUUGGCCCAUGUUUCUCAUUUCAACACUAGCAGCUGUUGUGGCAAGCCAAGCCCUCAUAUCUGCAAGCUUCUCAAUCAUCAGACAAUCCAUUGCACUAGGUUGCUUCCCACGUGUGACCAUGAUUCAUACCUCAAGAAAGCAUGAGGGGCAAGUCUACUCUCCAGAGGUGAACUACUUUCUAAUGUUUGUGUGCAUUCUAAUCACAGUUGGUUUCGACGGCGGAGCGGAAAUUGGAAAUGCAUUUGGUGUGGCUGUGAUAUGGGUGAUGCUCAUCACAACAGUACUUAUGGCUGUGGUGAUGCUUGUUAUAUGGGACACAAACAUAAUUUUGGUGGGGAUAUUCCUCUCAGUUUAUGUCAGCAUUGAAGGAGUUUACAUGAGCUCAUUGUUGAACAAGCUUGCACAUGGAGGAUGGGUCCCCUUUGCAAUCUCAGCCUUCUUCUUGGUGAUCACUCUCUCAUGGACAUAUGGAAGAAGCAAGAAAAGGGAAUAUGAAGAUGGCAAGAAGAUGACCAAACAAGAACUAAACCAGCUUGUUGAAGCUAGCACUCGAGUCCCCGGAGUUUGCAUCUUCUGCACUGAUCUAAUUAAUGGAAUCCCCCCAAUAAUUCGACAUUAUGUGCAGCAUGUAAGCACACUUCGUCAAAUUACAGUGUUUGUCACCGUAAGAACACUUCCAGUAAGGACUGUGCUUCCUGAAGAGAGGUUCAUCAUAGCAAAGCUUGGCCCUAAGGGGGUCUAUAGAUGCCUGGUUCAGUAUGGUUACAUGGAUCAACAUAGAAUGGAUGGAGAAGAAUAUGUGACAUCAAUUGUAGGAGUGAUCAAGGAGAUAGCUGAGAAUGCUGAGGAGAUUGAGAUGUUAGAUUCUGCUUCCCUCAAGGGUGCGAUAUUUGUUCUUGGGAGAGUAAUUCUUAAGGCUAGUAACAAGAAUGGGAGUUUAAGAAGAUGGGUUAUUAAUAAUUUGUACAGGUUCUUACAGAAGAACUUUAGAUCUAAUGUUGCCACCCUGAGAAUUCCUCCUAGCAAGAGUUUGCAGGUUGGAAUGCUUUAUGAAAUUUAA